Oreochromis niloticus (Nile tilapia) is the source of this 5187-nucleotide messenger RNA. Its product is annotated as claudin-9. The transcript is spliced from 2 exons. The record is from RefSeq and is a predicted model, not a curated record. Gene Ontology annotation, molecular function: structural molecule activity. Bases 2154 to 2822 code for a protein of 222 amino acids. Gene Ontology annotation, cellular component: bicellular tight junction; membrane. Lineage: Eukaryota; Metazoa; Chordata; Actinopteri; Cichliformes; Cichlidae.
UGUUAAAAUUACAGCAGACAAAUAAAAUAAAUAAAAAGCAAAAAUACACUGGAUGUGUAAAUAAAACAGAUACAGGAAUUGAACUGAAAUUAAAACUCAAACAAUACUGUAAUUUUUCAUGUCCAGGAGCUCAAAGUAAUAAGCUGUUCUGGAAACAGCAUAAAAACAUCUGAAGAAAGGUCAGCAACAGAGAAUUGCAAAACAUGUAUUAUAAUCUAUGUUAUUAAAUUUUAUGCUAUUUCAUUACAUUUCACAUCAUGGUAAAGUUACUUCUUUUUUAAUGUGUGCAAGUGGUUUUAUGGUGUUCUUAGUAUAUUUUAAUUAUAAGUAUAUCUUUACAACUUCAAUUGCACCAAGCAGGAGGAACACACCUAAACCCAUUGUAUUCUGAAUACAAUGACAGCAAAGGCUUUCAGUUCUGUACUAAACAUUGUUUCCCAGGCUGUGGGACACCUUGCAUUGUCAAUAUUAAUGACACUUGGUACAGAUGUGGAAAAGAAAACAUAACAAAGUAAAUGUUAUAAAAACUCAGAUUUUUAUGUCUAGGUGUCAACAAUUUGCUCUUAAAUGUGUCCCUUUUUACCAUUUUUCUGAUAUUGUGGGAAUUAAGUAUGAACCAACCAAAUGCAAAAGGGACACUUUCAUAAGUAAAUAAUAGCUCAAAUAAUAUAACAAGACAAUUGUGUCCUGUAAAACCUUUACACCAACAGUGAUUAUUAACUGCGGGAAUGGGUAAUUCUUAUAAGUAAUUUCUGUAAACUGGUAGGUGGAAAUCUGUUCUGAAUAUGGAGUCAGAUUUUCACAUCUUGUGCCUGUUUUACCCUCAUAACAGGCAGCUCAUAAACAAACAGCACAUUACCAGACACAGCAUUACUCUUAAAAGUGCAUACUAAAAUUAAAAUUAAACAAAUACAACUCCAUUAAAUUACCUGUUACAUGGAUUAUUAAAUUGCCUUCAUUAUCUCUCAUUUUGCCACUUUCACACUAAUUUAUGUAGAGUUAUAACUGGACCAAAGGUUUAGAAGCCGACUCGACUUUUAGGUAAUUAAUUCAGAGACAGUGUUUUUACUCUCAUUAAGUGUGGCGUUAUUUAGCAGGUUUAUUUUGAGCAAAAAGAUGGCUGGAGAAGCAGUGACAACAACAAACACAGGGCCUCAUGUUGAAACAAUGAAACCAGCUGUGUCAGAAGGAGUAUAAGUCAGUGUGAAAAGGAUGCUAUUCAAAACUGUUAACAGGAUAUCACCAUCAGGAAAGCCUGUGUAGCACGGAAAUAAUGAGAACAUAGGCCUUAAAACGGACAUUAUGCCAGUGUUAGCAGUGUCUCUACUGCCAUCUAGUGGCUGGCUGAUCACAGAACAACUUAUAAAAACCAAACACAUUUUUUGUCAGCUUAAAACUUAAAACAUUAUAUAACAUAUAAUGUAAUAUUUUAUAUAUUAUAUAAUUUAUUAUAUAUUUUAUAAUAUAUAGUUUAAUAUGUCACUUUUAGUUCUUAUUAGAGUUUUUCCAUUUCUGUAGUAUCCCACUAUAGUUAGUUUGGCAUAUGCUAAUGAGCUUCAAACUACUCCUCCCUGACUUCAUCCUCCGCCUCAUUCUGCCCACUCAAACUCAAAGAGAUGAGAACAUAGUAGCAAGCAACAAUGUCUGUAACAAAGUGUCCUAGUGUCCUCGUGCUGUUAUUUCAUUUUUUUUGCAUAACCAGCUCUGUGUGUGUGGUGUGUAUUUAGUAUGCACUAUUACACUGCUGCCCUCCUACAUCUCUGUGUACGAGAUCUAGUGAGACAAACUGGUCAGUCACAACAGAAGAAAGACAUCAACUACUUGCAUCAUAUGGCUACUCUCCAUCACUAGAAACACGCAAAUGAUUAACAAACCAUCACAUCGUCUGUGGACAACAGAUUAAACAUACCUAUUGGAAGAAAAAGAAAGGACACCGAGGAGAAGAAGUGCCUUUGAGGCAACUGCUGUUGUUAUUCAGAGCUGUAUAAAUAAAAUUUCAUUGAACUGAACUGAAUUGAAGGGACCCAUACAAACAGCUUAAAAUCCCUUGAAAUGACUGGAAUAUAGUGGAGAAGAAAAAAAAAAAAACUGAACCAGGGUAUUUCAAAGAAAAGAUCCAUUUUGGGUAUUUUUUUUAAGUUUCAUAAGCAACAAUGGCAUCAACAGGUCUUCAGCUGAUGGGCUUGGUGCUGGCUCUGCUGGGUUGGGUUUGCGGGGCGCUGGUGUGUGCUGCUCCUCUGUGGCGCGUAUCUGCAUUCGUUGGUGGAGAGCUAGUCAUUGCCCAGGUGUUGUGGGAAGGACUGUGGAUGAACUGUCUGUCUCAAACUACAGGACAGAUCCAGUGCAAGACCUAUGACUCCACCCUGGCACUGCCUAUGUUUACCCAAGCGGCCCGGAGCCUCACAGUUCUGUCUUUACUUCUCUGUCUUCUGGCCAUCAUCCUCGGGGUGUCAGGAGCCAAGUGUACUCACUGCAUGGGAGACAAUAACCAGGACACCAAGGCAAGACUGGGAAGGAUAGCAGGGGUGCUCUUCAUUGUGGCGGGCCUUGCCUACUUGAUACCCAUCUGUGGGACUGCCUAUGCAAUCAUCAGGGACUUCUAUGAUCCAAAUAUUGCUGCACCUUUGAAAAGAGAACUGGGGCCAGCAUUGUACCUGGGUUGGGGGGCCAGCAUACUGCUCCUGGUGGGGGGAUCUCUGCUGCAUGUCGGCUCUCCUCCACCAGGAGCAAGAGCUAUGCCCAUUGUCGGAAGACCAGCAAAAGACAGCCAACAAACAGUAGCAACAGGAGAGGUGAAGCAACAGGAGAAAUCUUUUGUAUGAAGAUACAGAGGUCACAACUUCAUCAUUUAAGUUUCUGGAAACUGCAAGGUCAUUAUCUACAAGAGGAUAUUCAGAACGUAAUAGGUUUCAUAGUAUUAUAAAGUUAAGUUUGUUUUGUUGAAUUGUGUUUAUUUAAUAAGGUGGUAUAAUAAGGUGGAAGGUGGCAUGGGUGCAGUGGUUAAUGCUAUUGUCUCAUGGCAGGAAGGGUCCAGUUAAAAACAAGGGGGCACAGUGUCUAAAGACAUGUUUGUUAGGUUACCCUAACCCUUUAAAGCCAAGUGUAUUGUAUUUGAUACAUGUGUUUUUGUGAGUUUUUGAGACUUCUACAUCAUCAGCAUUUUUUUUUUACCUUAAAAAAUGAUAUAAAUUGCAUGACAAAUUUUUAAUGACUAAAUUGCAAAAUAUAUGGCUUAUGUAGCAAAUGUGAUACAAAUUAAAACUCAUAUAUGCAGAUUAAAAUUUAAUAUAUUGUUAUAUAUAUUUUGUCUAAAGGUUCAACAAACACUCCAUUUAAAAAAAUUUAAGAUUUCUGGCAGUUAUUUCAUGGUUCAGGUUUUAAAGGACUAAUUCAUCCUAAUUUGGACAAGCGGCUAAGGAAAUGGAUGGAUGGACUUUUUGAAAGAGUAGAAAGUGAAAUGAGUUGUGGGUGGAUUGCAGAUGUUUACUAAUGCAUGUGACUUACAUUUGUCAGAUUCCACUCUGCCUCUGCUUGUGUUUGUGCGUGUGUGUGUGGGCUGUCUGUGUACAGAAGGCCAGUGUACAUAUUGCAGCCUGUGUGUGCACUGAAAUUAUGUGUGGGCAGUUGGAGCAAUGCCAUUUACUUUUAACACACACACAAAAAAUUAUUAAAUUUCAUUUUCUGCUAUUAUCAGACAUACAUUUUAUACCCUGAUAACACUUGGGACUUUUUCCACUAGUAAUCAUUAUUGAUCUAAAUGUUCUUUCCAAUAAAGAACAUAGUUAGUUCUAGUUUAGUAAGAUAAAAUAAAUCAACUUUUACUUUUGUUUUUUUCUGAUUGUGUUUUAAUACUGCAGUGUUUUCAGUGAAUGCAAUGAAUAUAAUACACUAUAUACGAUACAAUAUACUUUACUAAUAAUUUUUUAUUCCUAUUGUUUUUAAUUAAUUGUUUUCUUUGGAUUGUAAUGACCUAUGCACAACAAUAAAUGUGUUUGCCAUCACAACAACUGGUUAUCCUGUUCAUAUUUGAUGUCUAAUGAAACUGAGUAAACAUGUAUUGAAUAUAACUAUUUCCAGUGCUCUUUAUUCUCAAGAUUUUAACACACUUUGUACACUUAUUAAUCUAAUAAAACAUUUCCAAGCUGGGUUUGCUUUUUAAAAAAAUGGACUCAAGAGCAACACACAUUCUCGGUGAAGGACAGCUGCAAUGAUAUGUUAAUGAUUACCUCACUUGUCACCAAUUAUGAACACAGCUCCCUUUACUUAUUUUCUAGAGUAAAAUUUGUCCUUUUCAGUUUGAACCUGAGCAAUAUGCAGAAUCUAAAUGAUCGCUUAAGCAUUAGGUUCACAUUGUUCUGGUUAACCGUUUACUGCAUAUUUGUUCUACCACAUAUGUGUUUGUUACCAGAGAGAGUAUGAGUAACAGCAGAAUAAGAGAAGGAGCAUUGUUAAAUCACAUCAUUUGCAGAUCUGAAGUAAUUGGAAAUCAGCACUAAUAAAAACUAAAACCCCAAGUUCACUUAACCACAAUUUUACUUAAAUGAACAGUAAGUCAACCCCAGCUGCAUCUUAAAGCACUUUGAGUAGUAACAACACACAAAAAACACAAGGGGGCAGUAAACUGUACGGAAACAAUACACUCUUCCAACAAGAACCUUUAACUAUUGGUUUUGGGACCGGUUUGGGUGUCAUUAUUGAGUUCUCAUUCUAUUUGCUGAAUUUACUUCAUGAUCUCACGCCAUGUGCUUGUAACACCUGCUUAGUAUAGUAAGGUUAGGCUUAUAGACUAGAUUCGAGAGGAGUAAAAUAAAUUUGAGAGAACAGUGUUGAACAGCUGGCAGAUUUAUUACAAUGUUACAAUGGUGCAAUAACCCAAUGUAAACAACAUAGAAAAUUAACAGAAGAUCAACAGAGAAGUGCGCUCUUUUGAAAAUAACAACCAAAAUAAAAUAAAAUAAAAUGAGCAGUCUCUUUAGACCUGACUCCUGAUGAGCAGGAUAUUGUGAGUUCAAUAGUUUUUCAGAGAAACGAUCCGUAUGGAGUAAGUAGUUUUUGCUCUUGCUUAUCUGAAAUCCUGCGAUUUGAAGUAAUUCACAUCUGUAGAUCUACUCCUGCAUCCAGAACAGCUGGCCACACUGCUUUUGGAUUCGGCAAAGAGUUUUCACAGGGUCUGGCUCGCCAUCCAUA